CACAGCACCACUGUGUCUGUGUGGCUUACUUGAGAAGAAUAUACAGUAGAUAUAGAAUAUAGAUAGAUAAAUAUAGAUAUUUCAAUGACGGACCGAGUUCUUGAAGUGUAACUCAUGUGACUUGUCCUUAUACACCCUUUGAAGCUGAUAUAGGUAUUGACCGGCACCAACAUGGAUUUCUUACGGCGGUCAGGAAGAGUCACAGGUAAAUCAACCAAGAUUGACAAACAGUCUGAGGAAUCAGUCCAAGAAAAUACACAAACGCUGCCUGAUUUCAGCAACAUCUACAGCAAAGACCUGCUGCCGACUCCAGGAGGAGAGAAAAUGACGAGGAAAUUUCUGCAGGAGCUGGUGAACUUACUGAUGAAUUACAUCUGCAAAUCAUGUCAGAGAAAUUCCAAGGUUUUGGAUUUCCACCACCCACACCAGCUCAUAGAAGGUCUAGAAGGCUUCAGUCUAGACCUGCCUGAAAAACCAGACACUCUUGAGCAAAUAUUAGUGGACUGUCGAGACACACUAAAGUAUGGCAUCAAUACAGGCCAUCCUCGCUUCUUCAAUCAGCUGUUUGCUGGCCUUGAUGUGAUUGGUGUUGCUGGCGAGUGGCUGACAUCUACAGCAAACACUAACAUGUUCACAUAUGAGGUGUCUCCUGUGUUCACCCUUAUGGAGGAAGUCCUAAUGAAGAAGAUGCAAAGCAUCGUCGGAUGGUCUGACGAUGAGGGAGAUGGUAUUUUCUCACCAGGAGGCGCAAUUUCCAAUCUGUACAGCAUGCUGGUUGCCAGAUAUUACUUCUACCCAGAAGUUAAGACAAAAGGAAUGGGAGCUCUGCCUCAGCUGGCCCUCUUCACUUCAGAACAUAGUCACUAUUCAUUAAAGAAAUCUGCUGCCGUGCUGGGACUGGGCACUGACAAUGUCUUUGUGGUGAAAUGUGAUGAAAGAGGGAAAAUGAUUCCAGAAGAACUUGAGGCUUCCAUUCUUGCGGCUGAAGAAAAGAACAAGGUUCCAUUCUAUGUGAAUGCGACAGCAGGAACUACCUUGUAUGGUGCUUUUGACCCUCUCCCUGCCAUUGCAGAGAUCUGUCAGAGACACACUCUGUGGAUGCAUGUAGAUGCGUCAUGGGGCGGAGGCUUGCUUUUGUCAGACAGGCACAGGAUGAAACUACAGGGCAUUGAACGAGCCUGGUCAGUGACAUGGAACCCUCACAAGAUGAUGAGCGUUCCACUUCAGUGCUCUGUGAUGCUGAUCAAGAAGAAAGGCCUCUUGCAAAAGUGUAAUGAGUUGGGGGCUGCAUACCUUUUCCAGAAAGACAAAUUCUAUGACGUGAGCUAUGAUACUGGAGAUAAGAGCAUCCAGUGUGGCAGGCAUGUGGAUGUAUUCAAACUGUGGCUCAUGUGGAAGGCAAAGGGAACAGAGGGUUUUGGAGUGGAGGUCAACAAGUGUUUGGAGAAUGCAGAGUAUCUGUAUGAUCUACUGCAAAGGAGGAAAGACUUUGAACUGGUCUUCAAGCACAAACCAGAGGCCAGUAAUGUGUGUUUCUGGUACAUUCCUCCCAGUCUGAGAAGCAUGCCACCUGGACCCGACCGAGACAAAAGACUUCACCAGGUCGCUCCUCAGAUCAAAGGCAGACUGAUGGAGAAAGGAUCUGUUCUGAUUGGCUACCAGCCAACAGGAACGAAGGUCAAUUUCUUCAGGUGUGCGUUUGUCAACCGUGCGACACAGAAAGAGGACAUCGACUUCCUGCUGGAGGAGAUAGCCCUGCUGGGCCAUGACUUAUGACAGGUUGUUUUAUUUUAUUGCAAAUGCAACAAAAUCUUUGUAUCACGACUUUUAUACAUCUGAUCUUAGCUUAAUGUGCGAACUAAAUAGUGUCUAAAACCAGGGGUGUCCAUUUCCAGCAAGGGUUGCAUACAUGAAAAAAUUGAAAUACUGUGAUAGAUGCUAAAAGCAAUCCAAUGUAGUCAGUGCUAAGCUAAAGCUACAUUAGUAUAAUAGGUAAUAUAUAUUAGUGCAUUUUCAGAAUUUGCUGAGGGCCAAUAAAAAGAGUUGUUGGCCGAAAUGGCCCCUGGGACGCACUUUGGACACCCCUGAUCUAAACAGAUUAAAGGAAAACUGCAUUUUAAAAAAUGUUGUCCAACAUCCACAAUCCUUAUGUGAGACACGAACACGUCUCUCUUUUCUGUGAGUUCUGAAGAUAUAAAAAGAGAUUAAAGACUGAGCUAAGAAUGCACGUAACAUUUACACCUAUAAAGCAUUCUGAAAAAAACCCUCCAAAAAGCACCAACAACGCUCAAUUUGCAUAUAAUGUGACGUGCAUAUUAAACAAGCUACAGCGACAUUGGUAUGAUUGAAUUACAUUACUGGUAUUGACAGCUUGCCAUGCCACACCGGCUAGCGACUAGCUUCACCACCCACUCGCCCGCAGCGUGGCAACAGUUUGUUUCUAUGUGAAACCGAUGCGCCCAGGAAGGAAGUUCCAGUAAUGCAUAAAAAGGACCAAAAUCAACAUACUGUUAGUAUUUCACAAAUGUACCCGUUACAUGGCCACAGCUUCUACAGUAUAUAAAACCAUAAAACCUUGGUGUUUUAAUAGCAGGCGUUGGCGGCAUCGGUGUGUCCCAUUACGUGCAGUAAUGAGCGUUUUUUUUUUUAAAUUUUUUUAAAUAUAUAUCUAUAGAAUGCACAGGAGAAAAAAAAAGUGUUCAUGUCUCAUGGCUUGUGGCUGAUCGGCAAAACAAAAAGUGCAGAGCAGUUUUCUUUUAGAACAUGCAUUUUUUUCCCUUUAAGCAAGAGCAAUAUUAACUACAAACUGAUUUGUUUUAAAUAUGUAACUUUACACCUUAACAUUGUAGGGGAUAUCUUCCCCACACGCCCAAUACAACCUUCCGGAUCAUGUUUGAGCAACUUACAUGUUUAAUGGAAAGGUUUUUUUUCCAAAAAGUAAUGUAGUAAGUGGUGUUGCACUAAAUUCUGCAAGUACUCUUGUAUUAGUUUAGUGAAUGUUUGCAACUUUUGAAUAUGCCACUAAACACAAUAGUUUUUAAACCUGUAUCCUGAAACAUUUCACUGAAUGAGAAAAUAAACACUGAAGCAAUUAAGACUAUGUUCACCAAGAAUAAUUUAUUUAGAGUAUUUAAAUUUCAGUUUAAAUGUCCUUAAAAACAAAAUGUCUCAUGGCUACAGCUCAGCAUUUGUUUUCUCCAUCUCCACCUGGAACAAAAACGAAAAGAAUAAGUAAAGAAACAUGAUUUAGUCAAUUUUGGGUGUGAAUAAGCAAGGUAAAUAGCCUUAAGUAUGUCACAAUAUUAAAAACACUGACACAAAUGUCACACUU
Molecule: messenger RNA, 3331 nt
Organism: Dunckerocampus dactyliophorus (ringed pipefish)
Lineage: Eukaryota; Metazoa; Chordata; Actinopteri; Syngnathiformes; Syngnathidae
Gene: gad3
Product: glutamate decarboxylase 3
Exons: 16
Coding region: 172-1776 (534 amino acids)
Biological process (GO): carboxylic acid metabolic process
Cellular component (GO): cytoplasm
Molecular function (GO): pyridoxal phosphate binding; carboxy-lyase activity
Source: RefSeq, a predicted model, not a curated record